UGGUGCCCACUGCGCUACCUGUUCACACCCGUAACGUGCCAGGCCGUCCCGCCUGACAAGUUUCGGGGCUAGUUUUUCAAGUUCGACCGCCCCCUCCCAUUCAGAUCAAACUGAACCGGUCGGAAGAAAAAGGACAACACCCGGAAACACAAGAGCAGUCUGUCUUCAGCGUUUCUCCGGCACAGAGGGGCAGCGGGGCCGACGACACCCAGGACAGCAGGUGAAAGGAUGGACACCCAGAGUCAGGUUGUGGACAGGCUGCGUGCGGCGUUCAGUGCGGGUAUCACCAAACCAGAGCAGUUUCGCCGAACUCAGCUGACCAAGCUUAUGUCCAUGGUCAAAGAAAACGAGGAGCUGAUUUUAAAUGCACUGCACAAAGACCUUGCAAAGCCAAAAUUCGAGGCCAUCCUGUCCGAGGUUGAUAUAGUGAUCAAUGAACUGCACUACGCCAUCGAUAACCUAUCCAGCUGGCUGAAGCCCGAGUAUGUCAGCAAAAACCUGGCCACAAAGCUAGAUGACUGUUUUGUGCAGAGGCAACCAUUAGGAGUUGUGUUAAUCAUCGGGCCGUGGAACUAUCCUCUGCAGCUCCUUCUCAUACCCUUGGUCGCAGCCAUUGCCGCAGGGAACUGUGUGCUCAUCAAACCUUCAGAGGUCAGCGCUGCCAUGGACAGUCUGAUAGCAGAGCUCAUCCCCAAGUAUUUGUCUCAGGACUGUUAUGCAGUUGUCCAUGGUGGAGCAGAAGAGACCAAGGCACUUCUGCAGAACCGCUUUGACCACAUCUUCUACACAGGUUCUCAGAGUGUGGCACGCAGCAUCAUGCGGGCGGCCUCGGUCCACUUGACCCCAGUAACCUUGGAGCUGGGUGGCAAGUGUCCCUGCAUCAUUUACGGAAAAAUUGACAUCACAGCCGCCGCCCGCCGCAUAGCGUGGGCCAAGUUUUUUAAUGCCGGCCAGAGCUGCGUGGCACCGGACUAUGUACUGUGCUCACCGGAAAACCGGGACGCCCUGCUGCCGGAACUGCGCAAGGUCCUGGAGAACUUCUACGGCAAAGACCCUCAGAGCUGUCCGGACUUCUCCCGCAUCGUGUCGCCCACACACUGGACUCGACUGAUGGAACUGCUCGGGAAGUCCAGUGGAAAGGUUGUUGUGGGAGGAGAGAGCAGCCAGGAGGACAAGUACAUCGCUCCCACGGUGUUGGUGGAUGUGGCCGAAGACGACGCACUCAUGCAGGAGGAGAUUUUCGGCCCCAUUCUGCCCAUCCUCACUAUUGAAUCUUUGGAGAAAGGCAUUGAAUUAAUCAACCGCAAAGAGAAGCCACUGGCCCUCUAUGCUUUCUCCGAUGAGUCCUCUGUAGUGGACACAGUGCUGCAAAAUACCAGCAGUGGAGGAUUCUGCUCAAACGACGGGAUCAUCCACAUGUCCCUGCCAAGCCUGCCCUUUGGAGGUGUAGGGGCCAGUGGUUGGGGCAGUUACCACGGCCGCUGGGGCUUUGAGGCGUUCAGCCACCGGCGGGCUGUCAUGCUGCGCGGCUGGGCUUUGGAGAGACUCAACGGUCUGCGCUACCCGCCUUACAGUGAGGAAAAACUGAGCUGGCUGCGCUGGACCGCCUCGCCAAAGAGCAGAUGCACACUUAUGUGAUGACAGGAGGUGUGUGUGUGUGUGUGUGUGUGUGUGUGUGUGUGUGUGUUUGUGCGCGUGCGUGCGUGCCCUGUGCGUGUGCGUGAGCUUUUUAUACUGUAUUGCAUAAAUGUGAAUGAUGAUGAUUUAUCUGGGAACAGCAUUAAUAACUUGUUUUAAUCUCUUGGGAAGGUUGUUUGUCCACUUGUAUAUUCACAUGCUGGGUGCUUGUGCACUUUUCAUCCUGCCAGUUUCUCACCCAACUCACACUUCUAAAAUAAUUAUUAUAUUUUAUUGUAUCCAAUGUUAGCACAAGGGAAAUUACAGACAUAAAACACAUCUUCUAAAGUGGCGCAGAUACUAAAUGUCUGGGUCCCACCACCUGCUUGUUUUUAUCGUCUUACAGUGAAAUAUUUAUUUCAGUGAUGAUUGUGUUUCAUUGUAAUUUAUAACAUCAUUUGAUCAUCAAUGUUAAUCUGUUGGAUUGUUUUGAUUGUUUUCUCGUGGUGAAGUAUUCUUGGCUGUGUUUUAAUACUUUUAUUGAAAAUAAAUUUGAACUUUCUAAACACUGA
This is a messenger RNA of Acanthopagrus latus (yellowfin seabream), 2189 nucleotides long. It is a transcript of the gene aldh3b1, whose product is annotated as aldehyde dehydrogenase 3 family, member B1. The coding region runs from base 229 to 1638 and encodes 469 amino acids. NCBI's taxonomy places the organism in Eukaryota, Metazoa, Chordata, Actinopteri, Spariformes, Sparidae. The transcript is spliced from 10 exons. Gene Ontology annotation, molecular function: aldehyde dehydrogenase (NAD+) activity. Gene Ontology annotation, cellular component: cytoplasm. The record is from RefSeq and is a predicted model, not a curated record. Gene Ontology annotation, biological process: aldehyde metabolic process.